AUCACGGUGGCCCCCGCCUAGCUUCCUGUGGUAGGCAAUCGGCGUCCACUGAAUAGGGCACGGGAGAAAAGUGAGAAAGAGAGAAGACAGGAACGAUGAACACCGACAUAACGGCGUUGGCGAAACCGGAGUAUCCGGUGAUCGAUCGCAACCCUCCAUUCACUAAGACCGUGGGCAACUUCAACGUUCUCGACUACUGCCGCCUUCUCACCAUUACCGGUGUCUCCGUCACCUUCGGCUACCUCUCUGGGAUAAAACCAAACAUAAGAGGGCCAUCGAUGGUGACAGGCGGUCUCAUCGGCAUCAUGGGCGGUUUCAUGUACGCUUACCAGAACUCUGCUGGUCGCCUCAUGGGAUUCUUUCCCAACAAAGAUGAGGAUGUGAUGCUUCUGAAGCUGGUGAUGCGAUGGCCUAGUUCUAUCCUUCCAGCAGUGGGAUGCCUUAGAAACCAUUGAAAUCUCAUUCAACAGCCUGGUUGUCUUCUUUUGUGAAUUUCUACUACUUUUCCAGACUCUGUAUCUGUUAACUUCUGAUCUUCCUGGAUCUAUUUCAGUUCCAGCUCGAAAUUCUGCUUCAUAUCACACCAUAGCUCUAUCAAAUAGUGUUUGGCCCAGGUAUGGUCGCCAUGUGUAUGCUUUUCCUGACCCCUCACAUCUUAAGGUACGAGGUUUAGAUGGUUCUUGACUUUGAUAUAUUAGAGAUGAGGAUGUUAGUUAGGUGUAGUCCAUCUGCUUGGAUAUUGGAGUAAUCAUAGGUUGGAUUAUGACCGCGUCCCUUGGA
This is a messenger RNA of Magnolia sinica, 780 nucleotides long. RefSeq lists its product as uncharacterized. The transcript has 3 exons. The coding region runs from base 96 to 455 and encodes 119 amino acids. Lineage: Eukaryota; Viridiplantae; Streptophyta; Magnoliopsida; Magnoliales; Magnoliaceae. The record is from RefSeq and is a predicted model, not a curated record.